This is a messenger RNA of Phragmites australis (common reed), 2082 nucleotides long. RefSeq names its product ACT domain-containing protein ACR4-like. Lineage: Eukaryota; Viridiplantae; Streptophyta; Magnoliopsida; Poales; Poaceae. The coding region runs from base 306 to 1718 and encodes 470 amino acids. The transcript is spliced from 7 exons. The record is from RefSeq and is a predicted model, not a curated record.
AAAACCGCACAGAGACACAGUCAAAAACAGCCACCAAGAGAGAGGAGGAAUGUACAUACACAAAUCCACGAGUAGGCAUGUCACCCCCAUGACCUCCAAGAUGCAUAUAACUUGGACAAGGUGAAGGGAGAAGAGAACAGGGGAAGGGAGAGGGACACCACCGCUAGAAGUACGCGCUCGGAUUGCGGGGAGCAAAGGAGUCGCAUCCCUUUUGCCUCGCCAGCUUCCCACCCAGCUCCUGUUUCUUCUCCUCUCUCCCUCUCUCUCUCUCUCCUGUCUUCUCUUGUGCAAGCAAGGCUUAGACAAUGAUGACCUGUGGGUCUCGAAGCAACGAGAUGGUGGAUGAGUUCGCGAAGCUGGUCAUCAGAAUGAACCCUCCAAGGGUCACCGUGGACAACGACUCCGACAUGACUGCCACCUUGGUGAAGGUGGAUAGCGCGAACAAGUAUGGGACCUUGCUGGAGGUGGUUCAGGUGCUGACCGAUCUGAAGCUGACCAUAAAGAGGGCCUACAUUUCCUCCGAUGGCGAGUGGUUCAUGGAUGUGUUCCAUGUCGUGGAUCAGGAUGGGAAUAAACUUUAUGAUGGCCAAGUCAUUGACAGAAUUGAACAGUCUCUGGGAGCGGGAUCGCUGAGCUUCCGGGCGCCGGAGCGGUCGGUCGGCGUUGAGGCGGAGGCGGAGGCGGAGGAGGCGCAGACGACCAUCGAGCUGAUCGGCAAGGACCGGCCGGGCCUCCUGUCGGAGGUGUUCGCGGUGCUCACGGACCUGAAAUGCAACAUCGUGGCGUCGGAGGUGUGGACGCACGACGCCCGCGUGGCGGCGCUGGUGUACGUGACGGACGCCGACACGCGCGGCGCCAUCGAGGACCCAGAGCGGCUGGACACGGCGAAGCGCCUGCUCCGGCACGUCCUGCGCGGGAGCAGCCGGGACAAGAAGGCCGCCCGCGCCGCCAUCUCGGCGCGCGUGGCGCACGCGCAGCGCCGCCUGCACCAGAUGAUGCACGCCGACCGGAGCAGCAGCAGCCGCCGCCGCGGCGAGGACGGAGAGGCAGCGGACGCGGGCGACGAGGUGGCCGACGGUGCUGCGCGGAGCGGCAUCCGGCCGGUCGUCGCGGUGGAGGACUGCGCCGAGCGGGGGUACACGCUCGUGAACGUGCGGUGCCGCGACCGGCCCAAGCUGCUGUUCGAUACGGUGUGUACCCUCACCGACAUGCAGUACGUGGUCUUCCACGGCACCGUCAUCGCCGAGGGGUCAGAAGCUUACCAGGAGUACUACAUCAGGCACCUCGACGACAGCGCCGCCACCUCCGGCGAAGACCGGGGCCGGCUCUGCCGGGGUCUCGAGGCCGCGAUCCAACGCCGGUACACCGAGGGGUUGAGGCUGGAGCUGUGCUGCGAGGACCGGGUGGGGCUGCUGUCCGACGUGACGCGCAUCUUCCGGGAGCACGGGCUGUCGGUCACGCACGCCGAGGUGGAGACGCGGGGGUCGCAGGCGGCGAACGUGUUCUACGUGGUGGACGCGUCGGGGGAGCCCGUGCAGGGCCAGGCCGUGGAGGCCGUCCGCGCGGAGAUCGGCGAGCAGAUCCUGUUCGUCAGGGAGGACGCGGCGGCGCCCAGGUCGCCGCCGGGCCGCGACGGCAGGCGCUCGAUCGGGAACAUGAUCCGGUCCCGGUCCGAGAAGUUCCUCUACAACCUAGGGCUCAUCAGGUCGUGCUCGUAGCCGCCGCCGCCGUCGCAGGUCAACUAAUCAGAGCACGUAUUCAGGGCAGUGUAGCUUACCACUAGCUAAAGCUAGCAAGGGGCGGGGUUCCUAUCAACGAUGACACGUUGAUCGAUCCAUGUCAAAAUCCUUGGAUGAACUUAGGAACCUAGAACCUUGGUCUGUUGCUGUGUAAAUAUCCUGAUCUGUGCUACUGUCGUUUCGUUUCGUUUCGUUCCUUUAAUCUAUUGCAAGCUGCCACUCGAGUCAACAAAUGCAAACGCACUGCUGCCCAUGCAGUCUGGGUCAAGUAAUGCUAGGUACGAUGGAACGUGGAGUAACAGUAGGUCUAAAGAAAAUACGGAUCGUAUAUAUGAAAGAGAGA